AUGGAUAAUGCAAACCUGUGGACCCGCCGGACAAACUCCUCCAAGUUGUCUUUAUCAACACCUGGGGCGGACGCCAAAGAUGGCGCUCGGGUCGAACUGCCCCGCCCAUCCAAGCGGUUCGGCCCCGACAGCUCCCACGGCCGCUCAAAUCCUUUUAAUGCAAUGUCCCCAUUAUCCGGUGGUGUCUCUUCACCCUCUACUAAUGCUUCCUCCGCUUUUGGUCUGGGAUCCGGUGCAUUCGCCUCCUUUGGUGCGCCCAAGACUCCCGGUGGCUCCGAGUUGAAAACACCCGGCGAACGGCGGGAAGCCCUGAUGGAACACGACGAGGCCCAACCCGCCUUUGACCACGUCCUGUCUGCUCCUGGCGAGCAUGGUCUCAAGUCGACAUGGAUUGUCUGGUACCGCCCUCCCACACCUAAAUAUUCCGACUAUGAAAAGUCCACCGUGCCGUUGGCUUCGAUAAACUCGGUAGAGAGCUUCUGGGCUGUCUACUCGCACCUCAAGCGCCCUUCCCUUCUUCCGACUGUUUCCGACUACCAUAUUUUUAAGAAAGGUAUCCGCCCUGUUUGGGAAGACGAGGCGAACAAGCGAGGAGGCAAGUGGAUUGUGCGCUUCAAGAAGGGUGUGUCCGAUCGUUACUGGGAGGAUCUCCUCUUGGCCAUGGUCGGAGACCAAUUUGCGGAAGCCGGGGAUGAAGUCUGCGGUGCCGUUCUGAGCGUCCGCGGUGGCGAAGAUGUACUGAGUGUCUGGACCCGAAUUGAUGGGGGGCGCAACAUUAAGAUCAGAGAAACGAUCAAGCGCCUGUUAGCAUUCCCCACAGACACCAAUAUCAUCUGGAAGAGCCAUGAUGACAGCAUUGCACAGCGGUCUGCUAUUGACCAGGCUCGCCAUGAGAAGGCCGUCACCGGUACAGGUCAUCAAGAACGGCGUCGCCCAGGCCAAGAUGACCUGGAAAAGGGUAAAGCAGCCGUGGCUCUAUGA
Molecule: messenger RNA, 981 nt
Organism: Penicillium olsonii
Lineage: Eukaryota; Fungi; Ascomycota; Eurotiomycetes; Eurotiales; Aspergillaceae
Source: the annotation of a GenBank genome assembly